Molecule: messenger RNA, 1574 nt
Organism: Chelonoidis abingdonii (Abingdon island giant tortoise)
Lineage: Eukaryota; Metazoa; Chordata; Testudines; Testudinidae
Source: RefSeq, a predicted model, not a curated record
GCGCCGAGAGACAGAAAAGGCCGGGGCGGCUGGGCGAUGACACGCGCUUCUGCUCCGGGAUGGAGGGGCCGGGGCAGCCAGAGCCUGAAGAAUUAGGAAUGACUGAAGUGCAGGAGCCUGUCGAAUCACCAGCAGCAGUGAUUGAGUCACCUGGGGACCAGUCACCUAUAGUUGAAUUACCGACAUCAGUGGACCAGUCACCUAUAGUCAAAUUGCCAACCUCCGUGGACCAGUUACCUACAGAUGAAUUGCCAGAAUCUGUGGGCAGAUUACUCAUGGUUGAAUUGCCAGAGGCCAAGGCUGAAUCAUCCGUGGCUGAAUUGCCAGCUGUAGCCCAAGUACCUGUGUAUGAAUUGUCACCAUUUGUGGGCAAGCCACCUGUGGCUGAACCAGCAGAGACUGUAGUCGAAACACCUGUGGCUGAAUCAGCAGCAGUGGUCAAAUCACCAGAAGCUGAAGAGCCUAUGGUGUAUGAAGACCCCUUUGAAGUUUCCCUUAUGUACAUGGAGAAACAUAACAUUCUGCAGAUAUUUCAGGAGAUCACUGAAAACUUGGUGUAUGAGAAGCCUGAUGACCCCUUGCAGUUCAUGUUGCUGCAGGUACAGUCCAUGAUGAACAAGCAGCUGGAAAUGGAGGAGGAAGAGGAGGAGCUGGGUGGUGACAGCUUCUACACAGCAGAGGACUUUCCUGGUGGCCACCAGUGACCUUGGCAACAUAGUUGUUAGCACAGGGCCUCUGGCUAGCACUGCACUCUCACGCUUGGUGGAAGUGGUUUUGAACAGAUCUGAUGGUAACUGAGCUCCCUGACUUCUCUUGUUCUGGGUACUGCGCUUCCAACUGCUUGUAAAUUAUGCAACUGCAUGUUAUUAAUGAUACACAAACCUCCUAAGAAACACACACACAACCCCCUGAGCUUUCCUGCCAAACCCACCACACAGCUUGUACACACAGAGGCUACAUUUCUGUGCACACAGACCCUGCAGCUCUGAUCACACAUAUGCCCAGACAACAGCACAAACCCACAGCAAUCAGACUUAAUGGCUAUAGACUCAGCCAGCCCUUGAACACUUAUACACAUCUCUACCUUCUCUGUUCUUUUUUUUGGUGGGGUGCAGUCUGUUCCAAGCUGUCAUAACAAUCCACUAUGUAACAGUUUGGAACUCCAGUGUCCACACUGGGAGGGGACUUUCUCUGUCCCUCUCCCUCCCAGAAUCCCCUUGCCCCACACUGGAAGGGACGGUUUCCCCCUCAGCUAUCCCUGCUGAGUUCAGAUCACUCUGUCCUUUUGUAUUCUUCUCUUUCUCACGGCAUGUACAAUUCCUGUACACACACAACUAGAAGGUGAAGUUAAGGUUGCAGAGACGUGUGGUUUCAGAGCAUAUCACCUCUUAAAAACAAUAGUUGAAUAAAAAACAAAAACAAGUGUUAGAAACCCAGGAAAUUUAUAGAGUUAAAGGGUACUUCUCAAACAAGUAAAUCAAAUUACUGUUAUCUGUCAUUCAAGUUACUUAUACGUAGGAUGACCAUAUUUCCCAAAGGAAAACGGGACACCAUGCAUGGCUGGCCCAAGCACC